Molecule: messenger RNA, 1514 nt
Organism: Eutrema salsugineum
Lineage: Eukaryota; Viridiplantae; Streptophyta; Magnoliopsida; Brassicales; Brassicaceae
Product: probable transcription factor At1g61730
Exons: 1
Coding region: 134-1342 (402 amino acids)
Biological process (GO): regulation of DNA-templated transcription
Cellular component (GO): nucleus
Source: RefSeq, a predicted model, not a curated record
CUCUAAACUAAACUCGACUUUGCCUGCCGUCUCUCAAACCCUAAAAAGCUUCUCUUCUCUUCUCUUCUCUUCUCUUCUCUUCGAUCUCAAUUCCUCUCUCUCUCAGAAGAAUCCGAAUUCUAAAUUCCCCAGAAUGUCGAAGAAGCUUAACCCUUUGGAAGAUCCACCAACGGCAUCUUCAAGCGACGAAGAAGAAGUCGAGACUUCAGCUGGAGAAGAGGAAGAAGAAGAUGAUUCUUCAUCUGAAGAAGAAGACGAGCCUCUUGCCUCCGUCAUCAAACCACCUUCCGCCGCCGCUGUAACAAUCGCCGUUCCAGGCAAAACCACCGUCCCCUCCGCCGCAAAGGAAGCCUCCGAUUCAGAUGCUGGAUCCGAAACCGAGACCGAUUCCGAUUCCGAAACAGAACAGCCUUCGAAUCCUCAAGGAUCUGGAAAAUCCGCCGCCGUAACCGUCGCCGCAUCCGCCGCCACGAAGCCGAAGAAGAAGGAGGAGGCUCAGCCGUCUGUGAUUUUAGCUUCACCGGCGGCGAAAGCCGGAGCAAAGCGGCCUAGUGAAGGGAAUUCAAAGGAGGCGAAUUCGAAGCGAGCUAAGAAGGUUACUUCAGGAGACGACGAGAAGAAGAUUGGGGAAGAUUCAAAGAAACCUGCUUUUCAGAGACUAUGGACUGAAGAAGACGAAAUCACUGUGCUUCAAGGUAUGAUCGAUUUCAAAGCUGAUACAGGGAAGUCUCCUUAUGAAGACACGAAUCUGUAUUACGAUUUCAUCAAGAAAUCUAUUAGCUUUGAUGUUAGCAAGAAUCAGUUUAUGGAUAAGAUUAGGAGUUUGAAGAAGAAGUAUAUGAGUAAAGGAAAGACUGCUUUUACUAAGCCUCAUGAUCAGAAAUCUUUCAAGCUGUGUCAAAAUAUUUGGGGACCUGAAGGAAUGGCUCUUGAAUCAGCAGUUAAGUCUAAUGGUGUGUCGAAAAAGAGCCAGAAGACGAAGAAGCUAGACUCUGUGAAGCAAGAGCUUUCGUUUGCUUCUUCUCCGAAUGGUAAAGCUGUUGAGGAAGAUAAGAGAGUGUUGGCUUAUGGAGGUGAUUUGGAGUUACCAGUUGCUGUGAAGAAGCCUGAUUGGUUUGAAAACUCUUUCCUUGCUCGGUCCAUAGCUAGUUUUGGUGUUGAUGAGUAUUCUGUGAAACAGAGAUGGAGUUUGGUGCCGGUUGAGAACAAGAAGAAGGUUGAAGAGAAGUUGAAGAUGUUGCAGGCCAAGGAGAUUGAAUUUGUGUUGGAGAAGACACAGUUUUUGCAUGAGGUGACCUCUAUGAUCGCUGAAGCAUCUAAGAACAAGACAUUAGAUAUAUAGAUUUGCUCUGGUUUACAAAAAAUGCAAUGCCAAUGAUGCCUGUCUUUUUUUUUUUUUUGAACUUAGGAUUUACCCUUUUUUACUUCCCUUUUUAUGGAUCUAUCUUAUGUAAUUUUUCUGGUUUUUUUUUUUGGUGGUUUUCUCUCGUAUGAAACUCUCUCUAUUUCGGAUU